Molecule: messenger RNA, 1777 nt
Organism: Chrysoperla carnea
Lineage: Eukaryota; Metazoa; Arthropoda; Insecta; Neuroptera; Chrysopidae
Product: trehalase-like
Exons: 4
Coding region: 35-1777 (580 amino acids)
Biological process (GO): trehalose catabolic process
Molecular function (GO): alpha,alpha-trehalase activity
Source: RefSeq, a predicted model, not a curated record
CCAAAAUUAGACUGAAAAUGUUAAGUUUCACUGGAUGGCCAAUUUUCAUAGUGUUUUUCGAACAACAUUACUAUUACUAACUACAAAACUGAACAACGUACAAUUUCACAGUUAUAGACUAUAUGGAACUUAUAAAAACUGGUCCCAAAAAUUUCAUGCGGUCUUGAAUUCACCGCAAUAUAAUGUAUAUUGUAUUGGUGAACUACUUCAUGUGAUUCAAAUGAAACAUUUGUACCCAGACUCUAAAAGAUUUGUUGAUAAAAAAUUACGUGUUCCACCACAACAAGUACUAAAUAAUUUUGCAUUAUUAAAACGUAUUAAACCACAUUUACCCGAAUCGUCUUUAUCGAAAUUUUUACUGAAAAAUUUUGAAGAUGAACACAGUUUACAACAGUAUACGCCAACCGAUUGGGCACCAUAUCCAGAAUUGUUGACGAAAAUUAAAGAUCGAAAAUUACGUAAAUUUGCAUUAGAAUUGCAUGCAUUAUGGAAUGUAUUAAGUCGACGUAUUUAUGAGGAUUGUAUGAUCAAUGCAGAUAAAUAUAGUUUAUUGUACGUUCCAAAACCAUUUGUUAUACCUGGUGGACGAUUUCGUGAAUAUUAUUACUGGGAUUCAUAUUGGAUCAUUCGUGGACUCUUAAUCUGUGAUAUGUAUGAAAGUGCCAAACAUAUGAUUGAAAAUUAUUUGUACUUAGUUGAAAAAUAUGGUCUGAUACCAAAUGGUGGACGCUUAUAUUAUGUAGACCGAUCUCAACCCCCAUUACUAGCAAAAAUGUUUGAUACUUACAUGGACUUCACAAACGAUGAACCAUUUUUAAAUGAAGCUCUACCGAAAAUUGAAGAAGAAUUUAAUUUUUGGGAUAAUACUCGAAGUGUAAGCGUACAAAAAGAUUCGAAAAUACAUAUGAUGUAUCAUUACGAUUCAUUUCAAUUUACACCACGACCAGAAUCAUAUCGUGAAGAUUUUCGGUGUUCAUUAGCGUUGCCAAAAGAUGCACGGCCGUUAUUCUAUAAUGAAGUUCGUGCAGCUGCUGAAUCUGGUAUUGAUUUUAGUUCUCGAUGGUGGGUACCUGACUGGGAACUACGACCAGAUUUUACAAAUAUACGUGCUACCCAUAUCAUUCCCGUUGAUUUGAAUUCAAUUCUGGAAAAUAAUGCACGUAUUUUGGCAAAAUCAUUUGAAAGAAUUGGUAAUGAUAAAAAAGCGAAAUUAUACAAAGCAAAAGCUGAUCAAAUUAAAACUGCAAUCGAUCAAGUUUUGUGGAAUGAUGAUGUUGGCAUUUGGUGUGAUUAUGACUAUAUUAAUCAGGUUUCACGAACGAGAUUUUAUCCAUCAAAUUUGACACCAUUAUGGACACAAAGUUAUCCAUUUGAAAAUCAAAAGUAUAUAGAGAAGGCAGUGAAAUAUUUAAAAAAUAAGGAUAUAAUUAACAUUUAUGUGGGCGGUGUACCAUCCAGUUUAAAGCGAACAGGAGAACAAUGGGACUUACCAAAUGCAUGGGCACCACAUCAAGAUAUCGUUAUUAAAGGUUUAUCCUAUUCAAAUAAUGACGAAGCACAAAAAUUGGCUCAAUUGUUAGCUGAACGUUGGGUACGCCAUAAUUAUAUUUUAUAUAAAGAAAGUCGUUCCAUGUUUGAAAAGUAUAGUGCGAUGGCUCCUGGAAUGGGUGAAGGUGGUGAAUAUGAAAUACAAACAGGAUUUGGAUGGACAAAUGGUGUUAUCAUUGAUCUUAUAACCUCGUUUAAUAUUCGUUUAGAUGUAGAACAAUAUAUUUAA